AUGGCUAGCGAGAAUUCAGAGUUUAAGCUAUACAGAUACGAUCCCUCUAUUGCUGCAGCUGUCGUCUUCAUCAUUCUUUUCCUGGCUGCAGCAGGCAUUCAUACGUUCCAAGUAGCCCGAACAAGAGCAUGGUUCGUCAUCCCGUUUGUCAUCGGCGGACAUUUUGAAUGGAUCGGAUAUAUUGGCCGUGCCAUCUCCGGAGACGAGGCCCCCGAUUUUACUGUGAAACCUUAUAUCCUGCAAACCCUCCUCCUCCUCGUUGCACCCACCCUCUUCGCCGCAACCGUCUACAUGGAGCUCGGCCGGAUUGUGCUCCUAACAAACGGAGAGGCAUAUUGCCUCAUUCGCCGAACGUGGCUAACCAAGACAUUCCUGCUCGGAGACAUCAUUUCGUUCAUUAUGCAAGGCGCAGGGGGCGGGAUAAUGGCCUCUGGAACACCCAACGCCCUAACCACUGGCGAGAAUAUCAUAAUCGGCGGUCUCGUCGUACAACUAAUCUUCUUCUCGCUCUUCGUCAUAACGAGUAUUAAAUUCCACCGCGGAGUGUCGAAUACUCCAUCACGCCGUGUCCUUCACUCCCAAGCGCCCUGGAAGCGGCACAUGUACGCCCUGUACGGGGGAAGCGCGCUUAUUUUUGUCCGAUCACUGUUCCGAUUAAUUGAAUAUGCGCAGGGAAAUGACGGGUAUCUAGUAUCACAUGAGGUAUACCUGUACAUCUUUGAUGCGUUGCUCAUGGUGCUGGUUAUGGCUCUCUUUGCAUGGGUGCAUCCGAGUGAAGUGCAUGCGUUAUUGACGCCGGGGGGUCGGGGGAGGGCUGCUGAACGGGUGUUUUGGUUGAAGAUGGAGGGUGGUGAGAGCUUGCCGUAG
This is a messenger RNA of Aspergillus welwitschiae, 867 nucleotides long. RefSeq names its product RTA1 domain-containing protein. Gene Ontology annotation, cellular component: membrane. The record is from RefSeq and is a predicted model, not a curated record. Bases 1 to 867 code for a protein of 288 amino acids. The transcript is spliced from 4 exons. Lineage: Eukaryota; Fungi; Ascomycota; Eurotiomycetes; Eurotiales; Aspergillaceae.